Messenger RNA from Notechis scutatus (mainland tiger snake), 1449 nucleotides. The record is from RefSeq and is a predicted model, not a curated record. NCBI's taxonomy places the organism in Eukaryota, Metazoa, Chordata, Lepidosauria, Squamata, Elapidae.
UUUGGCACCGGUUCCUGGGUGGCCAUCAACGGCGUUUGGGUUGAGCUUCCCCUUCUGGUCAACGAAUUGCCUGAAGGCUGGUAUCUCCCUUCCUACCUCACCAUCAUCAUCCAACUGGCCAAUCUCGGGCCUCUCUUUGUCACCCUCAUGCACAAACUGAAGCCGGGUGUGUUGAAGGAGGCGCCGGUGAUUUGCGUGGUGGUCUCCAUGGGCAUCCUCGCUCUCUUCCUCCUGGCUUUCCUUUGGCAUUACACCACGCCCGUCGCUGGAGAACCUCACAGCGUGUCUUUCUUUGUUCUCACCUUCUUCCUCUCGCUGGUGGACUGCACCUCGUCCGUCACCUUCCUGCCUUUCAUGGCUCGCUUCCACCCGCGGUACGUCCCCACCCUCUUCAUCGGGGAAGGGCUCAGUGGCUUCAUCCCAGCUCUCUUCGCCCUGGCCCAGGGCGCCGGCAUUGCCACCUGCGUCCAGGUCCCAGGGCCGACCUUGAACGCCAGCCUGGGCAACUCUUCGUGGGCCAACGCCACAGGAGCUGAGGACUCCCUGCCUAUGGAGACACACUACUCUCCGGCCAACUUCUCCAGCUUGGUCUUCUUCCUCCUCCUCUCGGCCAUGAUGUCCUUCUGCCUGGUGGCCUUCGUCUUCCUCAACUGGCAGCCCCAGUCAUGGGACCUUUCCAGGCAGGAUUUAUGCUCCAGCGAGAUCACCCUGAACUCGAUCCAGAACGUUCCCGCGGGCAAGGAGGAACCGGACAACUCGACGGGAGGCCCAACCUACUCUACGGAGAGAAGGAUGGAGAACGUCAAUGAAGAGGGCCCAAGAGACGAGAAGGUCCUGUAUGCCGGCUCCAAAUUGGUCUUCAUCUAUUUCCUUAUCACUUGGCUGAAUGCCCUGACCAACGGCAUCCUCCCCUCCGUGCAAAGCUACUCCUGCUUGCCUUACGGCAACCUGGCGUACCAUCUGGCGGCCACCUUGAGCUCCAUGGCCAACCCUCUCGCCUGCACCGUGGCCACCUUCCUACCCAACAGGUCUCUUCUCUUCCUGGGGAUCCUGACGGCUGCAGGAACUGCCUUCGGGGUCUACAACAUGGCCAUGGCUGUGCUGAGCCCCUGCCCGCUCCUGCAGCACUCCAACUGGGGAGGUGCCCUGAUUGUGAUCUCCUGGGUGUCCUUCACCGGAACCCUCACCUACGUCAAGGUGAUGCUAGGGAUGAUCCUUCGCAGCUGCAGCCACAGUGCCCUGGUCUGGUACGGUGCGGUGGAGCAGCUGGGGUCUCUGCUCGGAGCUGUGCUGAUGUUCCCCUUGGUGAACGUUUACCACUUCUUCCAAUCGGCUGACUUCUGCAGUUUCCAGUGCCCGGCGUGACGUGACGGGAUUCGAGCAGAGAACCUGCCAAGCAUGUCAACCACAUGCAUGAUGGGAAAUAUCACUCAGGAAUAGUCACCCCCC